AUCAUCCCUCCGUCGUCUGUUAUGAAGUCUGAAAAGAAAAUUUCCCUCUUUUCAAAAUUUCUUCGAGUCUAGACGCUUAAACCUCCUUCCUCUAGGAGAAGAGCAGAAGGAAGAAGGUAGUAGAGCUUAAAAUCAAAAGAUGAUAAUUGGUAAUGUUGUGUGGCAGUGGAUUUGGAGAAUCCUGUGGGUGAUGGCACAGGAACAACAGAAAGAUCUGCUGCAGCAGAUUCAGCUGUCUAUGAAGGUGAUCCAAAUCCCGAGCCCUAUGAGGGUAUGGUGUUUGAAUCUGAAGAGGCUGCUAAGAAUUUCUACGAUGAAUAUGCCAGACAUGUAGGAUUUGUAACCCGUAUUGUAUCCUCCCGUCGUUCAGAGAGAGAUGGAUCAAUUAUAUCCCGUCGACUUGCAUGUAAUAAGGAGGGGUUUAAUCUGAACAGUCGGAAAAUAGGGCGUGUCCAAAUUAGGAAGAGAGAAAGCAAAAGGGAAGGUUGCAUGGCUAUGAUUCUGAUAAAGAGAGAGAAGCCUGGGAAGUGGAUUGUUACCAAAUUUAUGAAGGACCAUAAUCAUCCACUGAUGGUCUCCUCUGGCAAGGAUCACCCAACCCCGGAUGAGAAGGAUAAGAAAAUUCGGGAACUAUCUCUAGAGCUGCAUCGUGCAAAUCAACGGCUAGCUGCUUGUCGAGAACAGCUGCACACCUUUAUAAGAUAUAUUGAAGAACAUACCUACCACCUAUCAGGAACGGUUGAUGAUGUAGUCAACAAUAUCAAAGAAAUUGAAUCUAGAGACAAAGAACUUUCACAAUACAGAUAGGAGUGGAAAUUUCAGGCCAGCACCUUUGUAUAAUUCUUCCAUAUUGUAUAAUUAAAUCUCUAUUUAUAGUCCACCAUAAUCUUUGUGCUCUAAAGCAUGUAUAAAUUCAUUUUUUUUGUUAAUAAAGUGUCUACAUUUGUGAUGGUUACUAGUUAACAUUCCAUUUCAUGCU
Nelumbo nucifera (sacred lotus) is the source of this 979-nucleotide messenger RNA. NCBI's taxonomy places the organism in Eukaryota, Viridiplantae, Streptophyta, Magnoliopsida, Proteales, Nelumbonaceae. The record is from RefSeq and is a predicted model, not a curated record.